AUGAGGUCUAUGAAGGGCCUCAGCAUGAAUAGGAUGCUGGGGAGCAUCAAGAAGAAGGCUGGAGGGAGCUCCAACAUUCCCCCAGCGUCGGCGGCGACCCCCGCCGAGAACCCCGAGGUCACUGCUCACAACAGCGUCAAAGCAUUUUGCGAGUCUGGCGGAAACUCCAAGACCGAUGAAGUUCUCUUCCUUCCUCCCAUCGUCGAUGCCGCAGAAUCGUCCCCCGCCGCCGCAGCCGAGUGCGCUCGUGUCAUUCGAAAGUUCUUGACCAAAGAUUAUAGCUCGAGGCCGUCCUGGCAAUACAAUGCAAUAAUGCUUGUCCGCAUCCUGACCGACAACCCCGGAGACACCUUCACGAGGAAUUUGGAUGACAAGUUUGUCGAUAUAGUCCGGGCUUUGCUGAAGAAUGUCAAGGAUCUCAGCGUAUGGCAAAUACUAAUGGAGACCCUGGACGACUUUGAGUUUACCAAAACGCACGACCAGAACCUGGCUCCUUUGGUCCUCAUGUGGAAGAAGGAGAAGGAGGCAGCUGUCAAGAAACACGGGAACCGAUUGCCGCCUCAACCACCCCGGCCAUUCGUGAUGAAUCAGCCGCAGCUGAGCCGACACUCUCAAAACUAUUUCGCCAAGGCCCAUCAUCACAAUCGUCUCCCUGAGCCCGUCGAGCUCUCAUCCAGACUUGAAGAGGCACGGACGUCGGCGAAACUCCUGGAGCAGGUCGUCAUGAAUACGCCCCCGGGUGAAAUGCUGCAAAACGAGCUGAUAAAAGAAUUUGCUGAUCGCUGCCUAAGCGCGUCUAGGAGCCUGCAGGGCUACAUGAUUUCCGAAAAUCCGGCGCCGGACAACGAAACAAUGGAAAGCCUCAUUGACACGAACGAGCAGUUGCAAACAGCCCUCAAUCAGCAUAAGAGAGCGGUUUUGAAUGCUAGGAAGCAGCUUGGUCUCGGCACCAAUUCUAAUGAAGACUCUCCAGCUAUUUUGACAGACAACUCAGACACCGAGGGCCAAGCGCGCCACGGCAAUACCGAGAUUGGCUCAAUGUCUGGUGGUGUGACGGCGGGCGUGCGGGACGCAGGAAAGGGAAAACAAACGCAGUCAUACCAUUCGACUCCUGUCAGUAACGGGCAGGCGGUGGCAUCUGGCUGGCGUCAAUCACAACGGGACGAACCGACCGCCGACGAUCCUUUCGCCGACCCGCAUCCCGCGGAAGCAAAGGUUGCCGGAGGCUCUUCAACGCAGUUCAUGCCCGAAUUUCCGCACGAGCCUUUUCAUCCAGGCUUUGCUGGGCCCUUGACCAGUCAUGGUGUCGGUCCAAACACUGCAGGUGGUUCUGGCUCUCGUUCUGUGUUGGCCCAAGGGCAACCACUACAUAGCAAGCAUCAACAUGUCUCUGACGAUGAGGAUAUCUAUGAGGCAAUACCGAAGGGUAAGGGGUCCCUGAGCAAGGAGUGA
Messenger RNA from Metarhizium album ARSEF 1941, 1452 nucleotides. Its product is annotated as gat. Gene Ontology annotation, molecular function: phosphatidylinositol binding; ubiquitin binding. NCBI's taxonomy places the organism in Eukaryota, Fungi, Ascomycota, Sordariomycetes, Hypocreales, Clavicipitaceae. The transcript is spliced from 5 exons. The record is from RefSeq and is a predicted model, not a curated record. Gene Ontology annotation, cellular component: actin cortical patch. Gene Ontology annotation, biological process: endocytosis; actin cortical patch localization; actin filament organization. Bases 1 to 1452 code for a protein of 483 amino acids.